AUGACUUCAUUUAUGCUGGCAACUAACUGCCCUGACGAGCUCUGCUGCGCACUUUGUUUGGAUUCCUGGAAAAAACCCGUGGAGUUGCAACCGUGUGGUCACAUUUUUUGCCAAGAGUGCAUUGGAGCCCCAAGGGUGUGUCCCGUGUGCCGUGCCCCUGUAAAUUGCACAAAGCAGCCGCACAGGAGCCUAGUGAACCUCGCGCAAAACCUGCCUGUGCGCUGUUCGUCGUGCGGUUGGACCGGCAGACGUGAAGGAAGUGAUUCACACACUUGCCCCACUGCCAGUUGGUCGGGCAGUACCGAAGCGCCAUCUACAACGAAUGCGCAGUCUACAUGUCAAGGGUCGAGACAACAAUCUGUUGCAGAUACGCCGUGGCUUCGGUACGGCCUCACGCAAGAGGAAUACGACUCCAUCGUAGCAUUGUUUGUCUUCUUUGAUAGCGAUGAGAGCGGGCAUCUGUGUCGUGAAGAGAUGGGGCGCCUUGCCAGGUGGUUGAACUUCGCUAGGACUGACGAUGACAUCGACCGAAUGUUUCGCGAGAUGGAUGAAGACGGAACUGGUACGCUGUGUCUUGAAGAAUUUCUUUCAUGGUUAAGCAAAAACCGUCCCGAUCCUAGUGUGCUCUAUGGAAUGUCUCAACAGCAGUAUAACUGUGUGAUGAUGCAGUUUCGCCUGUAUGACAGGGACAGGGACGGUUUUCUGGAUGCAGAUGACUUUUCCAAGCUGGCGGUCAGAAUCGGUGACGUCCCAGAUAUCGAAUCGGGAAUGCAGCUCUUCAGGAGCAUCACGACUGGACACUGUGAGAAGAUUGGUCUCCAUCAAUUUCUGCUUUACUGUGUUGGAAGGAUGUUCCGAUAG
Molecule: messenger RNA, 861 nt
Organism: Trypanosoma brucei brucei TREU927
Lineage: Eukaryota; Euglenozoa; Kinetoplastea; Trypanosomatida; Trypanosomatidae
Exons: 1
Coding region: 1-861 (286 amino acids)
Molecular function (GO): calcium ion binding
Source: RefSeq, a predicted model, not a curated record